Messenger RNA from Mangifera indica (mango), 1241 nucleotides. Its product is annotated as upstream activation factor subunit UAF30-like. The transcript is spliced from 8 exons. Bases 243 to 713 code for a protein of 156 amino acids. Gene Ontology annotation, cellular component: nucleus. NCBI's taxonomy places the organism in Eukaryota, Viridiplantae, Streptophyta, Magnoliopsida, Sapindales, Anacardiaceae. The record is from RefSeq and is a predicted model, not a curated record.
AUCACUUCUUUAAUUCUUCCUCGUACAAACGCCUCGAGCCUGAGCAUAAUCAUUUCUUCUCUAUCUUCUCUCUCUCUCAGCCCGCGAAAUGUCGACACCCGAUAAGGGUAUCCGGCUCGGACCUUGUGAAGCGGCUCCGAGAAAUACUCGGGAGAUCCGACCUUGACACGGCCACCGCAGCCAGUGUACGGAGGCAACUGGAGGAAGAGUUUAAAGUAGAGUUGCCAGACCGGAAGUCUUUUAUGAGGGACCAAAUUGAUAUAUGUCUCCAUACUAUAGAGGAAGACAAUAAAGAAGACAAUGUGGAAGAUGAAAACGAUGCCUUUGAAGACAAAGAAAGAUCAACUGAGGUGGAUAAAGAUGUCAAGAAAAGAGGUGGCUUUACCAAGUUGUGUAGUCUUUCUCCAAAGCUUCAGACAUUGGUUGGAGAAUCUGAAUUGGCCAGAACAGAGGUUGUCAAGAAAGUCUGGGGUUGUAUUAAGGACAACCAACUGCAGGAUCCAAAGAAUAAGCAAAACAUAUUAUGUGAUGAAUCUUUACUCGCUCUUUUCCAUGUUAGUUCUAUCAACAUGUUUCAAAUGAAUAAAGCUCUCUCCAAACACAUAUGGCCGUUAGACAAGGAAGAUGCAGCAGCAGACUCCACCAAAAAGAAAUGCGGUGCAAGCAGGAGGCAGAAGGUGCAGAUGAGCCACAUCAGAAGGAAAAACGCCUGAAAAAAGGAGGACUAAAAUCAUAGGAGAGAUUUGUGUGUCAUGUUAAGCUGAAAGAACUUUCUGAGGUUGACUCUUUCUGGUGCUUCUCAAGAGGAAUGCUACUGACUACUCAAUUUUUUCAAGAUGGGAAGCUCAAUGCUUGUGACUAAGUUUUUUCAAUAUGGGAGAGUAAAUUGGUUGUCUGUACAUAAUAUAAGCCCAGUAGAAGUGGGCAAUUUUUCGCUCAAGUUCUACUUCUGCUUUUAGGGUGGUCAAAAUGAGAUGACAAACAUCUAUUGCUUUACCGGUGUAUUCUGCUGCUCAAAAUCAUCUGCUGCCUGUUUUUGGAAACAUUUACCCAGAUUAUGAACCAGUGUCAUAAUUCCUGGUAAGUAAAAUGAUUAUUGUGCCUGCUUUUCCUUGCAUUCUAUCUGUUAAAUGUAGAUGAGAUUUCAUUUGUUGAACAUUUAAGGAAGAAUAAUUUUUUUCACAAUACCAAAAUGGCAUCAUAUGGUCCAGCAAUGGAGUAGCUUUCACAUUGAAUGUUCA